This is a messenger RNA of Coccidioides immitis RS, 882 nucleotides long. RefSeq lists its product as uncharacterized. Lineage: Eukaryota; Fungi; Ascomycota; Eurotiomycetes; Onygenales; Onygenaceae. The record is from RefSeq and is a predicted model, not a curated record. The coding region runs from base 1 to 882 and encodes 293 amino acids. The transcript is spliced from 4 exons.
AUGCCUGAGCAUCUGACAUCGACACAAAGCCUGGCAACAGUUGGGCUGGAGAAUUUGUCUCCACAGCACUUCAAGGUUCUACAACAGGCUUUCUGGACAAUCCUUUCCACUGAUCUGGCCACAGAGACAUUUGCCCAAGUUGUUGACGGCCGUCCCAUCAAUGCAGCUUUGGAAGCUGUUGAGUCUUGCUGUCGAAAUCUAAAUCUUGGUAAUACUCAAAUUAGUGCAAAGCUUGCGCAAGCAUUCCAAAACACUAACCCUGGAUCAAGAGAAUUCCACUUGCGCCUGAUUGAGAUUCUUGCUGUCCUCUGCCAUGGCAUUGCUGUCCACUUGUACCAGGCUUAUGAUGGAGGCUUUCAUAAGCCAGAGCCCCCCGACUCCAUCAUAUGGCAUGAUGAACUCUUCCCCAACAUGCCGCCACCACCACCCCGUAAAGCUUUGCCAGCGGAGCUUUACCAUUCUUCUUACGGUUUCUGGCAACAAUAUCCUAACGGAAUUGCUGAUAUUGUCGGUUACUGGGUGGAGUACCGUCUGUUUGGUGGGGUUGUUCUGUUUGAUCGUGGGGAGACAGGGUUUGAAUGUAAGGAUAUCUUCAUUCACCUUGUGGGCAGGUACAUGAUCUUCCAACUCUCAGAAGCUCAGAUACACGCAUACAUCAGCUUCCUGCAGGGCGGGCAGCAGCCUCCAGGUGGCAUUCGCUUCAAGGCUGAAGAAUACGCACAUCGUGUUGAUGAAAACUAUGCCAUGGACAUGAACAUUUACCGCGACAGGUAUGAACGGAUUAUACCUGAGAGACGGGCCCGCUGUGUUAUCCGCGGUGAGGACCUCCCAGGAUAUGCGCAGGCUAUGGAAGAUUGGGCAAGGCGAACUGGAAAUGGUUAG